GUCACACAGAAUGGCUGCUGGGGCUCUUCGGCGCUGAGGGGUUGCUCGGGCGGCUAAUCCGCGUCCAUCCUGCCCGGGAGUUGCGGUGGCGGUGCCGCCUGUGCAGCCAGUAUCGAGCGGCGAGACCAGAGCCGCGAUGGCAUCCGGAGCCGCAGGACUGUGAAGCAUCAGAGCGCGAGCCGACGGGCCGGGCAGAGCAACAGAACCGGGUCGCGGACGAGCCGAGCUGCCGCCAUGGAGCUGAGGGUUGGGAACCGGUACCGGCUGGGCCGGAAGAUCGGGAGCGGCUCCUUCGGGGACAUCUACCUGGGAACUGAUAUUGCUGCCGGAGAGGAGGUUGCAAUUAAGCUGGAAUGUGUGAAAACCAAACAUCCUCAGCUUCACAUCGAGAGUAAAAUCUACAAAAUGAUGCAGGGUGGAGUGGGUAUUCCCACAAUUAAGUGGUGUGGAGCUGAAGGGGACUACAACGUUAUGGUGAUGGAGCUGUUGGGACCAAGUCUUGAAGAUCUCUUCAAUUUUUGUUCAAGGAAAUUUAGUCUCAAGACAGUUCUGCUGCUUGCUGACCAAAUGAUUAGUCGAAUUGAAUACAUUCACUCUAAGAACUUCAUCCACCGAGAUGUGAAGCCGGAUAACUUCCUAAUGGGCCUGGGGAAGAAAGGCAAUCUUGUCUACAUAAUAGACUUUGGACUAGCAAAGAAGUAUCGAGAUGCUCGAACUCACCAACAUAUUCCAUAUCGUGAAAAUAAAAACUUAACAGGAACUGCCCGUUACGCAUCCAUCAACACUCAUCUUGGAAUUGAGCAAUCUCGCAGAGAUGACUUGGAGUCCUUGGGCUAUGUACUGAUGUAUUUUAACCUGGGCUCCCUCCCCUGGCAGGGAUUGAAAGCAGCAACAAAGAGGCAGAAAUACGAACGUAUCAGUGAAAAGAAAAUGUCUACACCCAUUGAGGUUUUGUGUAAAGGAUAUCCUUCGGAGUUUGCCACAUACUUGAAUUUCUGCCGUUCUUUGCGUUUUGAUGACAAACCGGACUAUUCUUAUCUAAGGCAAUUAUUCAGAAACCUCUUCCAUCGACAAGGGUUCUCCUAUGACUAUGUAUUUGACUGGAACAUGCUAAAAUUUGGUGCAAGCAGAGCGGCUGAAGAUGCUGAACGUGAAAGGCGAGAACGAGAGGAAAGGUUAAGACAUACACGAAGUCCAGCUGUGCGUGGAUUACCCUCCACUGCAUCUGGCAGGCUGAGAGGAACGCAAGAUGUAGCUCCUCCUACUCCCCUUACGCCAACUUCACAUGCUGCCAACACCUCUCCUCGGCCAGUAUCUGGUAUGGAACGAGAAAGGAAAGUGAGUAUGAGAUUGCAUCGUGGAGCCCCAGUCAAUAUCUCCUCGUCCGACUUAACAGGCCGACAAGAUACCUCUCGCAUGUCAACUUCGCAGAUUCCUGCUCGGGUAACUACCAGUGUUCUCCAGUCUGCUGUGCACCGAUGAAAAUUUAUUUUGCCAUGGAGGGCAGAUAAUGCAUGGCUGAUCUCCUGUUUUACUGAUGGCUUUACUAGCAAAAAUACCCUAAACUAGAGCGGAAAUUGGAGUUCUCCAUGUGACCUAAAAGGCAUUUGGAGGAACAUGCACAGACUCCAGCAGCUGCCGUUACAGGACGCUUUUGCCAGAAACCCAAUGACCUUAAGAGAAACCCUGUGGUAACAGGGCUGGAAAAGAAGGAUGGUUUACAGAGUUAACCGCCUGUUAUUGGAUGGCCAUUUCAGUUUUCCCUCCACAGGCGGCAGACUUUACCCCCUUUUUAUUAUUCUACUGUAACUAUAAAUCUUUUACUUGGUUUAAGAAAGUUUUUUGUAUCAUUUUGCUAAAAUUAUUGGCUUAAUUCUCUGUAAAGAACUCUUGCUUUUGUCUGACUUAAAAAUGUGGGAUAUAAACAAACCUGAACUAAAGACAAUGACUUGAAAUUUCUUGUUUAAAAGAUUAGUCUGCCAGGGAACGUGUAAAUGAAUCAAAACCAUCUGAUGUUAUUUAAACUGUUUACUUUCAUGUGUGGGCCCAUUCUGAUUGAGUCAGUUUUCUCAUGAAAUUUUUAAAAUUGUUAUUUUGCUGUUUGCUGUCUUCAUUCACACUGGACAUUUAACUUUCUGUGUAACACUAAAGAAUUUUUAAUACUCAUUCUUUUUCAUAAAAGAGGAGAACUAAAUACCCUGCAGGAGAGUCUUAAGUAUAGUAAAGAUUGUACAGAUAGAUUUCUUUUUUGUAAAAACCAUGAAGGACAAAGUGAAAGACUGGCAUUUGAGGGAUUUAGAAUUUGACAGUUUGUCCUAUCUCUCUGCUUAGUUUGAGUAAAUGUAUAGUUUCAAAUAUUGUUUUUACUGGGAAGAUUUUGUUUCCUCAUUUCUGAGGCUGGUUAGCUUGGAGGCUAUUACAAGUGGAAAAUAGAUGUUGCUACUGAGUCUUCAGUUAAUUUGCACGUUUCAUUCAGUAUUCACAUGCUUAUAAAUAAAUAAAUGAAUUGAUUUAGGCCUUUUGUGACACACCAAGACUCAAAAAAGGAAUUAUUAGGAAAACAAAACAAAACCCAGCAAAACCUCCCCCAAACAUAGCAACCUAUUCUUUCUGUGAAAUCCUGAGAAUUUUUACAAUUCAGGUGCAUACCAUAAUCAGUUCUUAACUAUAUUCAACCUGAGUAUGCCCAGAAUCAUUAGCUGGGCAUGAAUGACUCAACAUACUCAGGUUGUCCAAAAAAACUGUUGUUAGCACUUGUUGGUUAUGGGAUAUGGGAAAUUCCUCAUAUUGAUUGUUACUGUAAAGGGUCUCAUAAAAGUAGGUGUUCUGUCUUCACGAACAGUAUCAGAACUAUUAUGAAUGAAAUAGUGGAAAAUUCCAUGUUGGAAAUGAAAGUAUAUACAAAGAUUUUGAUUGAACAGUUAGGUAUUUUGAGAAAUUCUUCCCUACUUGGAAACAAUUUUUUAAACAUGUAUUGGUCUUCAGAUUUUUAUGGAGGGUAGUUUUUACUGUUUGGGUCUUUACAAAUUCUUUUUUGCCCCUCUCAGAAGUCCACAUACUACAUAUUAUUCUUCUUCUUUGAAUGUUUUCAUAACGUCAGCUAUUUGCUUGUGUAUACUUCGGGUCAGACUGGGGAAACGUGUUUGGGGAGAGUAUAGUGGAGAAGCUUAAGAAGUUGAUACACGGAUAAGUUUGCAUAAGGGAAGGACUUCCUCAGUUACUAUAAACUUUGGUAUCUUAGGCAUGUGCACUACCAUUUGAACAGUUUUACACUUCACUGUGCUUUUCUUGUAAAUAUCUGUGGUUAAUAAUGUAAUGUUUGAGGGAUUUACAAAAGCAACCUUUUUAUUCUCUCUGUAUCUGGACCAUUAGAUGGCUGUGCUAUACUUAAAAGUUGACUGCAGACUUCUAGAAUUGUACUCACUUCUGGGCAAUUUUUGUCCCUCAUAAUGGUUAAAUUCCAACAUGCAGAAGAAAAUAGUUAAAACGUCUGUGUAAACCUAUGUACUGAAAACUAGCACUUCAUUUGUACUACCACUGUAUUUGUGUACUUUAACCGUUGUGUAAAUACAUUCGAAAUAACUUCUUCUUUGGUGUAACUUACUUACAAUGAAUCCUUAUCCUUUACUUGAUGCAA
This is a messenger RNA of Myiozetetes cayanensis, 3637 nucleotides long. RefSeq names its product casein kinase 1 delta (gene CSNK1D). Gene Ontology annotation, biological process: peptidyl-serine phosphorylation; signal transduction; positive regulation of proteasomal ubiquitin-dependent protein catabolic process. The transcript has 9 exons. Gene Ontology annotation, cellular component: cytoplasm; spindle microtubule; nucleus. Gene Ontology annotation, molecular function: ATP binding; protein serine/threonine kinase activity. Bases 235 to 1482 code for a protein of 415 amino acids. Lineage: Eukaryota; Metazoa; Chordata; Aves; Passeriformes; Tyrannidae. The record is from RefSeq and is a predicted model, not a curated record.